AUGCAGACAGUUAUGCAAAAACGUGGUUACUGCAAAAGCCAAAUCACGCGGGCUUACCAAAAUGCAAAUACAUUCAUCGAGAAAACCCACGCAGUGGCAAGUUAUGACACACGAUUGCAACAACUGCAAGAAAACUACCUUCGGUUUCUACAACUCACAGACGAGUUGCACACAUAUAAAGACACUGCGGACUGGGAAGAUCCGGACGUGGAUAUUGAUCCAUAUGAGGAAAAGCACUACGCAACUUACUCGAUGUUGAGUAUUGCGCGGGAGGAGCUGCAAGUGCAAUACGCCAGAUCGCUCAACAACCGUUUUUCUGUAACAGAGGCACGUGAAGGUCACGUAUCACAAACCCACGUGAACUUGCAUGAACGGAUCAAACUACCAACAUUUUCGGGCAAUUAUGAGGACUGGCAACAUUUUUCGGAUAUGUUUGUUGGUUCUAUCGGCAGCGAUCCGCAUCUCACCAGUUGUCAGAAGUUUCACUAUCUGAAAUCUUAUUUGUCUGGCGAAGCGUUUUCGUUGAUUAAACACAUUGCCGUGACCAACGAUAACUAUAGUGAGGCUUGGGACAGGCUGGUUCAACGUUACAAUAAGAGACAUGUAAUCAUUCGUUCCUUCAUUGACAGUUUUCUAAAUCUCCCAACGGCAUCUGUACUCAACUCUGGCGCGAUUCGCAAGCUGGCUGACGGAGCCGAUGAAGUAAUUCGCGGACUAAGAGCAUUAGAGUGUGAGAAUCGAGAUCCCUGGUUAAUUCAUGUGCUACUGGCAAAGGUGGACAACAACACUCGGCAAGCAUGGGCAGAGCACAGUGAAUCUGAGGAUUACACUGUUACACUCCGACGAAUAGCUACUACUCAUCACGUCAACACGGAAACCCAACCAUUGAUCGAGCCAUGCACCCUGUGCCAGCACGCUCAUCCGCUAUCAAGAUGUGAACAAUUCAGAGCACUUGAUGCAGUUGCACGACACGCACACGUGAGGAGUGCCAACUUGUGCUUCAACUGUUUAAGCCCAAACCACAGGAUUGCAACCUGUCCUUCAAAGAAUACAUGUCGAGUAUGUCAAAGAAAGCAUAACACCCUGAUUCAUGCAGCGCAGCAGACGACUGGCCGUGAAUUCAGAGAUAGCGCGGUGCGAGUUCAUCAGCCUGAGAGCCCAGGAUCUAACGAUGAAUCCCCGGCUAUUAUUAGUCAUCAUGUUCAAACUACACGAGGUCAUCAAAUAGCAGUUACAAAGCACAGCAAGAGAGUUUCUCUUCACACCCUGGAGAAUAUUCCGUAUGCAGGUUCGCAAACGCUUUUGCCAACCAUUCUUACAUCAGUGAAAGACGCUCGGAGCAAGACCUUCACUUGCCGAGCUCUACUUGACACUGGGUCUACAGUCUCAUUGGCAACGGAAUCAUUUGUCCAGCGGAUUGGGAUGCGACGCACCCAUGCAAAAGUUCCAGUUCGUGGUCUCGCGGCUAACAGAGCCGGCGUCACCAGAGGACUCGUAAAGUUUCGAAUCUGCUCUUGCAAUUCGGAUCACAACAUUGGGGUCGAGACAUAUAUCCUCAGCACCCUUACCUCAGCUUUCGGCACAGUUGGUGCGGUAGAUGUCAUUUUUGGAUCUGAUCAGCUCUGGAAAUUCUGUACUGGAGAGCAAAGAUCUUUUGGUAACAACGUUCCUAUCGCACUAAAUGCAAUUUUUGGUUGGACUCUUGCAGGUCCAUAUAGUACAUUCGGGGAAAACCAAUCACUGGCAAUCACACAUCAUGUUCACCUGGACCUCGAUUCGCAGGUGCGAUCGUUCAUGGAGAUGGAUAGCAUUCCAUCAAAAACAUCGACAUUGGAGAUAUUUGAUCCGACUGAGCAACACUUUAUCAACACUCACACCCGUUCCCAAACUGGCACGUAUGUAGUAGAAUACCCAUUCAAAGACCCGAUGCCACCAAUUGGCGAAACCCUUCCACAAGCUGUUAGCCGAUUGCAGUCACUAGAACGCAAGUUUUGUCGCGACCCAAGUCUCAAGAGAGAGUAUAUCGCUUUCAUGGACGAGUAUCUGAAGAGCGGUCAUAUGGAAUUACUCAACACACAGCAGUUCGACGAGCAGCCCGACGGUUGUUUCUAUCUGCCGCAUCACGCCGUCUUGAAACCGGAAAGCACAACUACCAAAUGCCGAGUGGUGUUUGAUGGAUCUGGAAAAUAUAGUAGCGGAGUGUCACUCAAUGAGCGUCUUCACAUUGGGCCUCCCAUUCAACGAGAUCUAUUUGGUGUCUGCCUUCGAUUCAGACAACAUCGUUAUGUAUGCUGUUCGGAUAUAGAAAAGAUGUUCCGCAAAAUAGAGGUUGCUCCCCAUCAUACAAACUAUCAACGGAUCAUCUGGCGCAGUUCCACAAUGGACCCUAUUCAGCAUUAUCGAUUGCGUACUGUCACCUACGGAUUAGCGCCUUCACCCUUCUUGGCUGUACGGGUUUUGAAACAAUUGGCCAUAGACUAUGAAGCGAAAUAUCCACUAGCCGCGCGAGUCCUAGCGCGCGAUGCAUACGUGGAUGACAUUCCAACUGGAUGCAAUUCAGUUGGCGAACUUAUGAAAUUAAAAGAUCAACUGAUUUCUUUAUUAGAUGAAGGAAAUUUCAAGUUGAGAAAAUGGAGUUCGAACAGCUGGAGUUUCUUGAAGUCGAUACCAAAAGAAGAUUGUUUACAUGGACAUGCGUCGAUCGAGGACAACGUUAAAAUAUUGGGCAUUCCUUGGAAUCCUGGUCGAGAUGAGUUCUUAGUUAAUACACCGAUGAUUGCAACCAAACAGGCCCCUAGCAAACGGGCGCUAUUAUCGGAUCUGUCAAAAGUCUUCGACCCACUGGGCUUUAUUGCGCCUACCACUGUUUUGUUAAAGCUAAUAUUCCAAGAAUGCUGGUUCAGCGCUAUUAGCUGGGAUGACCCAAUACCGGAAACUCUUCGAAGGCGAUGGCAAGCAAUCAUAAAGGAAUUACCCCUGCUAUCUCACUGCCGAAUUUCACGAUACAUAGCCGCUUCAUCGCCGCACAUUGAACUUUGUGGUUUCGCGGAUGCAUCCACUCAAGCAUAUGGCGCUGUCAUUUAUAGUCGCGUUCGUACAACGAAUGGUUACCGGAGUCGGUUGGUGGCUGCCAAGACCCGAGUAGCCCCGCUUAAGCCUAUCUCUAUUCCCCGUCUUGAACUCAACGCCGCUCUUCUACUUAGCCGAUUACUUAAACUUGUAACAGAAUCUCUAACUAUACCCAUUUCCAGCUCACAUUGCUGGACUGACUUGCACUGGUUAUCAUCGCCACCCCGUCGUUGGAAUACCUAUGUUUGUCAUAGAGUUGCUGAAAUUGUGGAGGACUACCCACGUCGCUGCUGGAACCAUGUUCGCUCUGAAGAGAAUCCUGCUGACUGCGCAUCACGAGGUCUAAGUCCAUCUCAGUUGUUGAAUCAUGAGUUAUGGUGGAACGGACCCUCAUGGAUUACCAAACCACAAUCGGAAUGGCCACUAUCUGAACCACACGGCCAAAGCUUUACUGACAUGGCAACUGAGGAACGACGCCAGCCAAUUACUGUGCUUCAUGGAAUGCUUGAGGACAGCAUUCACGAGUUAUUAAUCAACAAGUUAUCGUCCUGGAGCCGUCUCUUAAGGGUAACCAGCUACUGUUACCGAUUCAUUGAGCGACUUAGGUGCAAAGGUGCACACUCCGAUAAAACAUUCCUUACAUCUGUUGAGUUACAAUCAGCACGAUGCCUACUUCUGCAACACGCACAACGCAAGAGCUUUUCCAAGGACUAUGAAAAGCUUAAUAAACAAGAGCCGCUAUCAAUUAAAUCUCGAUUGAUCCGGUACAGCCCAUUCCUUGACGAGAGAGGAAUUGUACGAGUCGGAGGCCGAAUCGAACGAUCAUCCCUGCACUACAAUGUAAAGCAUCCCAUUCUACUGCCCAAGGAGUCACCGAUCAGCUUGUUAUUAAUUCGACACAUUCAUCAAACACAUUUUCAUACUGGAGUCGAUGCCACAUUCACUAUUCUUCGGCAACAAUAUUGGAUUUUGGGUGCACAGUUCAAGCAACUCCGUGUUUCCAGCAUACUGGCCUAG
Messenger RNA from Drosophila willistoni, 4086 nucleotides. RefSeq lists its product as uncharacterized. NCBI's taxonomy places the organism in Eukaryota, Metazoa, Arthropoda, Insecta, Diptera, Drosophilidae. Gene Ontology annotation, molecular function: aspartic-type endopeptidase activity. Gene Ontology annotation, biological process: proteolysis. The transcript has 3 exons. The coding region runs from base 1 to 4086 and encodes 1361 amino acids. The record is from RefSeq and is a predicted model, not a curated record.